AUGCCCCAUUUCUACACAUACCAAACUCCCAACCCCUCCGCUGUCAACACACAAGGGUCGACUGGCUACUGGGAGAACCCGGCAGAUUGGCCCAGAACCUAUCUCUACGUCUCUAACCAAGAAGGUUUACAGGGGAUUCAUCCACCGGCGCCCGUGUAUCAGUCCAAUCAACCAGCUCAGCCAGCCAUGUAUUAUUUCCAAGGGAGCUCGAGUGCCCCGGCGGGUUACUACGUGAAUGGCCUCUACUACGGCAUGAGCCCUCCGUCUGCAACAACUGGUUGGCCUUACACCUCCUCUGCCUACACUUGCUACACCUUGCCUGCCACUUCUACACCAAGCACCCCGUUCUAUCCGUACACCUACUCACCAUACCAUACAGCCCCGAAUCCGAUUCAAUUCCCCGUCACUUCGCCAUGGUCUCAGCCUCCGGGUCCGGCACAGGCCGCGGCUGCAGUAGCUGCCAAUGCUGCCCUUGCUGCAAUGCCAAACGCACCAGCUUACUUCGUCGGCGCCACAGCAGCAGAGAUUCAAGCCCAGAACGCCAUUUUGCUUGCCAAUUUGCAAGCUAGCCAGCAGCAACCCAGCCAACUGGCACCGUACAAACCUGGUGCAAGUCCACAAUUCUGGUGCAAGGAACUUGAUGGAAGCUGGACCUUGAGGGAGUACAACGACGCGUUGAAGGGUGAUUUUCCGGUGGGCCAUUGGGAGAAGCAUGUGACCAGUGGCUAUUACUAUUAUGUUCGUCACACUGGUUGA
Molecule: messenger RNA, 756 nt
Organism: Fonsecaea nubica
Lineage: Eukaryota; Fungi; Ascomycota; Eurotiomycetes; Chaetothyriales; Herpotrichiellaceae
Exons: 2
Coding region: 1-756 (251 amino acids)
Source: RefSeq, a predicted model, not a curated record